Aspergillus fischeri NRRL 181 is the source of this 834-nucleotide messenger RNA. Its product is annotated as ER lumen protein-retaining receptor. The record is from RefSeq and is a predicted model, not a curated record. Gene Ontology annotation, biological process: endoplasmic reticulum to Golgi vesicle-mediated transport; protein retention in ER lumen. The transcript has a single exon. Gene Ontology annotation, cellular component: membrane; cis-Golgi network; endoplasmic reticulum. Bases 1 to 834 code for a protein of 277 amino acids. Lineage: Eukaryota; Fungi; Ascomycota; Eurotiomycetes; Eurotiales; Aspergillaceae. Gene Ontology annotation, molecular function: ER lumen protein retrieval receptor activity.
AUGAAGGUCUACCCGCGGACGCGUGAGAGAGAGAGGGCAUGGAAGAUGGCUCUCGGUUCUGUCGUGCUCUCGCUUGUCCUAGCGCCGAUUGUGACUCCAAUUUUCGACGAUAAAGAAUUCUUCAAAAGCCACUGGUUCACCGAGGUUGGUCUAGCAUGCCGUGCACACAGAGAUCUUGUUGCCCCAGUGCUAAUUGGAAGUAUUAUGCAGACAAUGUGGUCCUUCUCCAUCAUCCUAGAAUCCGUAUGCGUGCUUCCCCAGCUCCUUCUACUCCGCCAGACUACCGUUCCUACGGUCAUCGACUCAUACUAUCUCCUCGCUCUGGGCUCUUACCGCGCGUUCUACAUACUGAACUGGUUUGUGAGAGGGUUCGGUCCCGAGAAACACUGGGAUCCAAUCGCUAUGAUCUUUGGUAUCGUUCAAACUGCUUUCUACGUUGAUUUCGCUUGGGUCUACUAUUCUCGUCAGCGCGUCAAGCUUCGAAAUGGUGGUGUGGUCGAUUCGGAAGAUUAUAGCAAAAGUUGGAUAGUUAACAAGGUGUUCAAUAUCAGACGGCGACGAGAAAGUCUGGACGAGGAGCAGAACCUUACCGGAGAAGGAAUGGAAGGGGAGAGGGGAGAUGGUGGUGAUAGGCCUAGCAACAACCGCUGGGGUGCUCGCGGCAUUUCCAUUUCAGCGGACGAUACCUUGGACGAGCACACCCGGCGCAAGCCCGGGGAUGCGGAUAACGAAGGCUUGGAGGGAUUCCUGGAGGAUGAGGAUGACAGUCUGGAUGACCAAACUGAUGGGCAGAGCCCAUUGCAUCACGCAUCGGUCACGUCCAAUCGUGACUAA